AUGUCGGCGAUCCCCAAAGCAGGAGUGCGCACAUUUUCUACUUCUAUAAGGCAUUCAAAGCCACCUACGGCGGUCGUGAUGAUGAACAUGGGCGGCCCCGCGGACCUUGACGAGGUAAACCCAUUUUUGACGCGUCUCUUUCUGGACCGUGACCUGAUGCGCCUUCCAUUCCAGUCACGACUAGCGCCCAUGAUUGCUACACGAAGAACAUCGAAAGUGCGCGAUCAGUACGAUCAAAUUGGUGGCGGCUCGCCCAUCCUGCGCUGGACGCGCACGCAAGGGGACGCAAUGGCCAAGAUGCUGGACGAGCUGAACCCCGCUUCGGCUCCGCACAAGGCGUACGUUGCGUUUCGCUACGCAAGUCCUUUGACAGAAGAGUGCAUGAAUGAAAUGGAGGCCGACGGUGUGCAACGUGCCGUCGGCUUCUCCCAAUAUCCGCAAUACAGCUGCAGUACAACGGGCAGCAGCUUGAAUCAGUUGUACCGCGAGAUCAAGCAGCGCGAAGAGGCUGGAACGCCAGGCGGUGAUAUCCAGUGGUCCAUCAUUGAUCGAUGGCCCACACACGCUGGACUUAUCCAAGCGUUUUGCAACAGGGUCAAGGAGGGGCUCGCAAAGUUUCCCGCCGCUGUCCGCGAACAAGUGCCCAUUAUGUUUAGCGCACACUCGCUCCCGAUGCAGGUUGUAUCGGGGCGUGGUGAUCCAUACCCUGCGGAGGUGGCAGCGACCGUGGCCGCCGUAAUGCAAAAACUCGGAUGGAAGAACCCAUACCGCUUGACGUGGCAGAGUCAAGUGGGUCCGUCAGCGUGGCUCGGCCCGCAAACCAGCGACACACUUAAGGGCUGGGCGAAGCAGGGCCACAAGAACGCGCUCGUAGUUCCCGUUGCGUUCACUAGCGACCACAUCGAGACGUUGUUCGAGCUGGAUAUCGAGCUGCAAGAGGAUGCCCACAAGUUUGGCAUACAUUUGGAACGCGCACCGUCACUGAACGACGAGCCUGUAUUUUUGCGGGCACUGGCAGAUAUCGUGAGCGAGCAUCUCUACUCGUGCGAGUAUACAAAAGACGGCGGAAAUGCACAUGCUGGUGUGCCUUGGGCGCAAGGCAGCUCGAGCUAUCAAAUGGCGCUCCGAUGUCCGGGAUGCGUAAAUGCUGACUGCGCACACCAAAAACAGUUUUUCUUAGCAUGA
Malassezia vespertilionis is the source of this 1185-nucleotide messenger RNA. RefSeq lists its product as uncharacterized. The transcript has a single exon. Gene Ontology annotation, molecular function: protoporphyrin ferrochelatase activity. The coding region runs from base 1 to 1185 and encodes 394 amino acids. Gene Ontology annotation, biological process: heme biosynthetic process. NCBI's taxonomy places the organism in Eukaryota, Fungi, Basidiomycota, Malasseziomycetes, Malasseziales, Malasseziaceae. The record is from RefSeq and is a predicted model, not a curated record.